AUAUGUGUGAAAGCAUGAAAGCAGUGAUUAAAAGUAUAUACACCCUUUGCCCGCGUAACGGUGCCGUCUAACCGGCGACCGUGUAUACGUGUGAAGCCGCCCUUAUUGUUCAGGCACCUUCAGGUGUACAAAUGUAGUAACUUUUAUGUUAACCUGACAACACGCUAUCUGUCAUGUCAUGCCAAAAUUGGUUGUUUCAACUUUGAAGGGGUCAAUUGUAAUAUUGUAAAUCGUAAUAAGAAUAAUUACACCAUGUCUCAAAUAAGAAAUCGGAAACUGAUUCAAGAAAAACAGCACUCAACAGAAGAUGAAUUCGAAUAUGAGGAUACCAUGUCCAGACCACAUGCAGUUCCUAUUGUAGUUGCAGAUGAAGAUCAUUCAUUCAAAUUAGAUGAAGAGGCUCUCAAGAAAGUUUUAAUGAAAGAAGAGCUGAAAGAUCGAUUUGUUGUUGUGGUAUCUGUUGCUGGAGCUUUCCGUCAUGGCAAAUCGUUUUUAUUGGACUUUUUCCUUAGAUAUAUGAAUGCUAAGUACGUCUUGAAACAAAAUACGUCAGAAUGGGUAGGCGCAGAAGAGGCUCCUUUAGAAGGAUUUUCGUGGAAAGGUGGAUCAGAGAGGGAUACUACAGGGAUCCUUAUGUGGUCAGAAGUUUAUACCACAGAACUUAGUACAGGUGAAAAGAUAGCAGUAAUAUUGCUGGAUACACAAGGAACAUGGGAUAGUAAAAGCACAGUAAAAGAAUGUGCGACCAUUUUCGCUCUAAGUACUAUGUUAAGUUCGGUACAAAUUUACAAUUUAUCAAGCAAUAUACAAGAAGAUGAUUUACAGCAUCUACAGCUUUUUACUGAAUAUGGAAGACUCGCAUUAGCAGACUCGGGCACAACUCCCUUCCAACGACUUCAGUUUUUAGUCAGAGAUUGGCGUUUCCCUUACGAAGCUCCAUAUGGUGCUGUCGGCGGCCAGCAAAUAUUACAGAAACGAUUAGAAGUUAACGAACAUCAACACAGCGAGUUACAAUCCCUAAGAAGACACAUCAGUUCUUGCUUUACUGAGAUAGCUUGCUUCUUAAUGCCUCAUCCAGGAAUAAAAGUUGCAACAAGCCCAACUUUUGAUGGUCGGCUUGCAGAAAUCGACGGAGAAUUUAAAGAUAAUCUCAAAAUCUUAGUCCCUAUGUUACUAGCACCAGAAAAUUUAGUACUUAAAAAAAUUAAUGGCGACAAAGUUAAAGUUAGAGAUUUUGUUCAGUAUUGUAAAUCGUAUAUGCAAAUCUAUGAAGGCAACGAAUUGCCUGAACCCAAAUCUAUGCUUGUGGCUACUGCCGAAGCAAACAAUCUGGCAGCUGUCGCCGACGCAAAAGACGCUUACGUCAAUAUGAUGGAAGAAGUUUGCGGAGGCACCAAACCCUACCUCAAUACCGAAUUAAUCGAAAGUGAACAUCGUAGAGUGAAAGAAAAAGCAAUACACCAGUUCAAUAGUAAAAAGAAAAUGGGAGGUGACGAAUUCAGUGCUGUGUAUAAGACACAAUUGGAUAAGGAUAUAGAAGACACAUUUGUCCAAUUCAAAGCUCACAAUGAAAGCAAGAAUAUUUUUAAGUCUGCAAGAACUCCUGCCGUAUUUUUUGCGCUGGCUGUGAUGUUCUACAUUGCGUCCGGAAUAUUUGGCUUUAUUGGUAUUUAUUCACUAGCGAAUCUUUGUAAUAUGAUGAUGGCAGUGGCUUUCUUAACAUUAGGAACUUGGGCAUAUGUAAGGUAUAGUGGUGAAAUGCGAGAAAUUGGUUCGUACAUAGAUGAAACGGCCAACUUCAUUUGGGAAAAUUUCAUGAAGACACUAAUUCAAGGCUACGUCGAAAACGGUAUGCAGCAGGUGGCUGCAGAAGUAGCUGAGAGAACCCUCAGGAAUGCCACGCAAACAACAGUAAAUGGUGGUAGAAAAGAUGCAUGAUUAGUACCUUUUAAGAAAACGCGUAAAUUAUUGAAAAUUCCCAAUGCUACCGCUACGUUACAUAUAUCCUCGAAAUUAAGGAAAAAUACCGUACCUAAGUACUAUCUGUAAUGUAUUGUAUAGAAUGGAUUGUUAAAUCUUGCCAUCUUCCUUUCACUUCUAUGUACAGAUUUGUAGCCUUGCGUGUAUGUAUAUAUGUAACAUUAUUUUAUUAUUAUAUUGUGAUAUCUUGGCAAUGUUGGUAUUAGAGUAAAUCUUUUUAUUAUUUAUUAUUUUAUAUCGUAUACGUUUUUUUAUUUUAAUAGAAAUUUCUUUACAUCUGACAAAAAGACAACAAGUAUGCAUUUAUCUAAAAAUAUAAUGCUAGUUUUCUUUCAGUUUUGUUAAUAUCAUUAUCUUUACGUAAAAUACUAACAUUUAAGUCAUGGUUAACCUUCUUUUUGGACAAAGUAUUUGGUGGUUUCUUAGUCCUCGAAAUCUCUAGAUUUGGAUUGAUUUAAUUUACAUUAUUGUCAUUGUCAAAAAGUACAUAGGGCAUUGCAACAUGCUGUCAAAUCUAAAUCAAUAUGGGGGCUGGUAGGCAAACCUAAAUGUCAUUCUAUCAGUUUUCAAUGUGUUUUAGAUCAUUUUAGUUGCGUUUCUUUGUAAUUUUGUUUUGUACAAUGAUUAAUUAACAUUUUCACUGGAAGAAAUAAUGUAAAAAGAUAAUAUGCCUGAUUUAUGUUGUGUUUUGAAGUGUAUAAUGCGAAGUCAUCAUGAUAAAAAGUUCAGUUUUAUUGGUUGCCAUCAGUGCUACAUUUUAAGCAUAAACAACUAAAUAAGGUUAUCAUCUUAGGGACAAAAACAAUGGUUAAAUGCUAUAAAACGUCCUAUAAAAAUGCUAAAUAACUAUAUCCGUGUUACUUAAGCUUGGAAAACUGUCUCCACCGUAGGCUAACACCGACCACUGGAGGAAAAUGGACCUAUAUUGUACAAAGACUGUGCCAAUUACAGAGAUCCUUCAUUAUGGAUUUCUUCAAGAUUUGUAAAUGUCCUCUGUAAUAACUAUUAUUCACCAUAGGUCAGUAAUUAUUGAUUUCUAACCUUCAAAAUAGUCGAGAAGUGACCUAUUAUUUACUUUACUAUCUCCACUGUCUAGGAAAGUACUUAUCGGCUAUCAUAUGUCACUUUCCUUGCCGUCAAAUGUCACUUGUCAUAAAUGUCAAAAUAAUUUAUCAAAUUAUAAUAAAAGUUAAUGUAGAUAUUAUUAUUUGAAACUUAAUUAUUAAUGAUAUAUUAUGACUAAAAUAGUAUACAUAUGUAUACUCGGGAGAAUGUAUUUCAGCCUCGCGUCUGUAGCUUACUUUGGUAAUUCCUGAACAAGCUAAUUUGACAAUCAAUUCUCCUGGGCAAUAUGUAAUAUACUAUGACUCUUAGUGAUAUCGACUUAGUCGUAAACCACUGGUUCUUAAUAAUAAUACAGGGAUAUUCGUAAAAAAAGGUUCUGCGAAAGAGUACCAUGUGCUGGGAGAAAUCAACAAGCAGCACUGUUUUAGACAUCAACUCUCCCUCUCUCUUACCCCACUACUUUCACCUCGAUUCAUUACUCGGUGUCGACCUAGCAGCCUUCGAAGAUUGGGGUCACUGUCGCUCUUACAGCCAAUGUAAAAUGUAUGCUUCGAUACGUUAAUUAAUCGAAGUUUAUGGGUAAAAGUGUAUAUCUCUUCAACAUAUUCUCAAAUUGUGUAGAGUAGAGAAUUCAGUGAAGGCCGAACGAAAAUUCACGAUGAAUAUGAAGGCCUUCUGCUCUGAUCUUUUUCGACCAUUUGCGAACAUGUUGAAAAUUAUGCACUUUUACCCAAAAACUUCAAUUAACUGACGAUGAAUGUCAAUAGGUGAAAUCAAUUUUACAUUUAAAAAACGUAUCACAGUAUGAAUUUUGCAUUAGCGGCAACAGCGGCCGGAACUUUAAUCUUCGAAGGCUUCUAGGUUGACACUGAGCAAUGCAGCGUGGCGAAAGUGGUUGGGAGAGUUGAUGUGUACGGCAGUGUUGCCAGAUUUCUUCCAGCCGUCGGACUCUUUCUCGGCGACAUACUUGUACAUCUACUUUAUCCAAAUGAAAGGUUUUAUUAUGGCUGCAUAAAAUUGUUGACAUUUAAAUUCAAUUAGAUUAGUAUUCGUGGUUGUUGAAUAAUAAAAGUUUAUUGUUUUUCUCUAUAUUAGGCGUUAUGUUAAGUUAAUGUUAAAUAAUGGGUUAAGGAUUUAAUAAUCAACUGCCACUAAGACAUUGAUCAAAUUGUAUAUACACUUACCUAAAGAUUGUGACAUUUUAAAGUUUAAUUUUUUAAUAAAGUGUAGUACUCAACUA
Diabrotica virgifera virgifera (western corn rootworm) is the source of this 4285-nucleotide messenger RNA. RefSeq names its product atlastin. The record is from RefSeq and is a predicted model, not a curated record. NCBI's taxonomy places the organism in Eukaryota, Metazoa, Arthropoda, Insecta, Coleoptera, Chrysomelidae. The transcript is spliced from 10 exons. Gene Ontology annotation, biological process: endoplasmic reticulum organization; protein homooligomerization. Gene Ontology annotation, molecular function: GTP binding; GTPase activity. Bases 253 to 1938 code for a protein of 561 amino acids.